Molecule: messenger RNA, 681 nt
Organism: Ostertagia ostertagi
Lineage: Eukaryota; Metazoa; Nematoda; Chromadorea; Rhabditida; Trichostrongylidae
Source: the annotation of a GenBank genome assembly
AAACGGCUUCCUUUACAGAAGCGAGUACCACGAGAGGAAUGCGAAGCGCCGUCGUUGAACUCGCUCUCCUCGGAUCUCUGCCAUCUCACGGAACCGAACGCGGCCACCGUGCUCGACUCGCUUUCGCGACGAUAUCAGCAGAAUGUGAUCCACGUACGUGAUUCGUGCAUCCUGGAAGAUUUUGGCAAGCUACUUGUUUUCCGCAACUACAACCGUCUACUCAUUUUGCGGCACAUCUUCUGCAAUAGCACCUGUGUAAUGACCGCAUGUGCUUGUGCAAGUGCAAUCAAGUGUAAGAACACACUAGUGUAUUACUGCAAAGUUCCACUUUGGCUACAACGCACGUCGGAGGCGUCGGUGGUGGCAUUCGGUCGUUCGUUUGUUCGAAUAGACAACGAAAUCCUCGCCUUGCAGCAGAGUCCGAUGAACAGCCGUCAAAAGUGUGUGAUGCGAACAUUUUUCGUCCGUUGUUCGAGCAAGAGAUGGACGCAACCGCACGGUUGUCACGAUUUUAUCAGUUCUACCACUGGAGUGGGGGAAGGGGUGGGAAGCGUCGACCAGACGUACUGCGGGCUGUUCUGUGUGGUACUGAACCCAUGGCGCACGCUACCAAUCUAUACAACGGACGUAAUGGCAACAUAUCGAACGGGAGUUGGUGACGGCUACCGCACAAUGUCACAU